Messenger RNA from Coccinella septempunctata (seven-spotted ladybird), 720 nucleotides. RefSeq lists its product as uncharacterized. Bases 152 to 637 code for a protein of 161 amino acids. The record is from RefSeq and is a predicted model, not a curated record. Gene Ontology annotation, cellular component: membrane; endoplasmic reticulum. Gene Ontology annotation, molecular function: protein-macromolecule adaptor activity. The transcript has 4 exons. Lineage: Eukaryota; Metazoa; Arthropoda; Insecta; Coleoptera; Coccinellidae.
GGUCUGCUAUCAUGAUCACAGAACAUCAAAUAUCAUUUUUAUAGGUUAAUUUAAAUGUCCUGCAGUAAAUUAAUAAAAUUCAUAUUGAAUUCGAAUGGAAUUGAUGUCUAUUUCAUUUUCUCGAUUAUAAAAGAAUUCAAAAUCCAAUAGUAUGGAGCAGAAAAUGCUAUAUACCUUCAGAGGUUGGAUUGCUUUUGUAGCAUUUAUGGAUUUAGGAACAGCUAUAAGAAGUUAUAUUGAAAAGAAGUCAUUCUUGGAUAAAACCUCAGAAAAUGAGUACAGUGAUGGUGAAUUCACCACUUCAAGACUCUUGGGACUCUUCUCUGUACUGAAAGCUUUAGUAUUGAUUCAUUGUACCUUAUUCAUACAUUACAAACCGAUAGUGAGUAUUGGAAUUUGUUCACUCUUUGUAACAAUAAUUCUAUAUCUAUCAGAAACGAUAUAUUUUCGAGCAGCAACAUUGAGUUUUUACGUUAUUUUUCCUUGUGUUCUGAAUAUUAUCACUUUAGCUGGUCUUGUAUAUUUUCCCAUCAAACUCAAGCUCUGGAGUAGUGAAGAUAUAGGAGAGGAUACAUGUUCAUUAUUUAAGCAGAGUGUUAUGGCACGAAAACGUCGAAAUAUGAGAAAAAAUAUUUGAUUUAAGCUUAAUUUACCUCAUCUGCCACUGUUAUUGUUAAAAACAUACUCAAAUCUAGUCAAUAAAAUGAGUUGAAUUUUAAA